Messenger RNA from Seminavis robusta, 969 nucleotides. The record is from the annotation of a GenBank genome assembly. NCBI's taxonomy places the organism in Eukaryota, Bacillariophyta, Bacillariophyceae, Naviculales, Naviculaceae.
AUGACAAUAACGUGCACUCAAGUGAUCCGCACAGCAACGGUUGAGGUCUGGGGCAAGCAGCGAGUAGCGGUAUUGCGAAAUCGAAGGCCAGAUGUCAAGACGAGCCCCAAUCAAAAUAAGAAACGACUUGCCUUGUCAUCCAGCACCAAAAAGCAAGAUGAUGAUGAUGAUGGAAAGCGCACUGACAAAGAGGAAGAGGAUGCCAAGGCACAGUUCAAGGUGAAGGAGUCUGCAUCAACAAAGAAACCUUCCGUGGGCAGAUUCUUGCAGGGGUACAAGGGAUUCGUGUGGCCAGGGGCAAAUCAAGAGAAGCUGCUCAGGUGUUUGCAAUAUAGUCUGUGGAUGAUUUCUUUCUUUUUGUUGGAGGAUUGCGCAAAGCUAGCCAGGGAACUGGAAUCUGCCAGAUACAUCUUGCGAUUCCAUGGUCUGCCACCAGCUCUGGAGGCAGCUCAAAGUGGCUCAUGGUCUUUCUCGUCUGCCAGGUAUCCCAAACUUCAGCAAUUCUUGGGGAAACUCUUAGCCUGGACGAUGGUUGGCUAUUACCCUCUUGAGCAUGCUGCAUGUCUCCUUUGGUUCAGCCCCAAACUGAUCUUUCCAACCUCUUUUCCCGUUGGGUUGGCUGAGGCUUUCUCCAUGUGGUCCUGUCGAUGCUGGCUGGCCUAUGUCGUUGUUGAAAUCCUUCAGAAUGGACUGAAGUACUGUGAAGAAACACAAAAGGCGAGGAAGUACGUAGAGCAAAAAAAGGACGACUCUGAAGGAGUGCAGUCUGCCAUGCCACCUCGUCCGGCAAUGAUGAAGUACUUGAGAUUUCAGCUUGUACGAGCAUCUUUGCAUCUGCUGCCUGCCAUGCACUGGUCAUUUCACAACUCGGAUAUUGAUCCAUGGCUUUCUCUGCCAUUUGUUAACACUCUCAUGUGGUUGGAGUCUGUGGUUUGUAUGGUUGAGAGUAUUACAAGCUUCCACGGCUGA